GUGGUCAACUUGAAUGUCGAAACUCACGACCUUGGAUGUAGUAAGAAUGUCUGGGUCAGUAAAUUCACAUGUUUCUCAAUCAGAAUGAUGUAUGACUACCUGGUCAACCCAAAUUCGAAAUCCAUUUCAAAGCAAAUGACUUCGAUGUCAGGAAUUUUUUAAGAACUGUUAAACAAAGUCCUAUCUUUUAAGUGUCGCCUAAGUGGUGCUAGAUGGGUUCUUGUAAAUUUACCUCGAAAUUCUUUCGUUUUAAAUUUCGGACGCAAUACAUAGGAUUAUCCACACACUGAAUUUGUGAAAGAACUGAUUCCUUGACUCAAUGACCUGUGAUCCGAUUGUGGUCGCCACGUAUCCUACUUUUUUAAGAAACCUGCAGCGAUAAUUUCACUGCUUUCACACCAAUGGGAAGUUUUUCAAUCCUUGUGCUUUUGUAUGACCAGGUUUACAACGUACUUUUACAUCGAUUGUUGUUCCAUUGAACCUUAGUGAUGGUGAUGCUAUGUGACCUGUUCCACUGGAGAUAGUUAAUUAGCAUGUGAAAUGCGGGAUAAUAACACUAAGAAGUAUCCAAAGAUAAAGUUUAAAUGUCCGCUUCAGAUCAAAUGUCAUCCUUGUAUUCAUGUCAAUAAUAUCACUACAGUUCUUGAUGCUGUUAAUAUUUCAUCUGGAAGAAAGAAUGUCACCAAGUUAAGUCCUGUUGCUUUAGAUUGUGAAAUGGUUGGUGUUGGUCCUGAAAAAUCUAAUGCUUUGGGGCGUAUCAGUAUUGUUGAUUAUGCAGGAGAAGUGUUGUAUGACGUCAUUGUUAAACCUGAGAAAGAGAUUUCCGAUUAUCGAACACCUUGGAGUGGAAUACGUCAAAAAGAUAUGUCCCGCGGAAUACCAUAUUCUUGUGUUCAUGAAGAUGUUAAGAGUAUCAUAGAAAAUCGUAUUGUGGUGGGACAUAUGAUCGAAAAUGAUUUCUCUGUCUUAAAUUUGAAGCAUCCUUUUCAUUUGGUGCGUGAUACCGGAAAAGUUUCGUAUCUCAAACUGCUUGCUGAUUUUCCUGUAAAAAUUCCCGUUGGGUUGAGAGCUCUUUCACUUAGACUUUUCGGUAUCUGUAUUCAAGAUCAUGAACACUGUUCGACUGAAGAUGCUCGUGCAUCAAUGGCUCUCUAUCGGUUAGUUGAAAAACAGUGGGAAGAGGAUUUACGUAGAAGUUUGCACAAAACUGCUAAAGUUCACAAGGACAAUUCACCCUCGAACAACUGUCAAGAUAUAUCAUCGAAUGACUUACGUAAAGUAGAACAACUGCAUCCUUAUCCUUCACCGCAUUCUGUCGAAUACUCUCUUGAAGAGCUAGCUGAUGAAUCCAAAUCAUUGGUAGAUGAUAACAAUAGUAAUAACGGUGAUGAUGGUUAUGAUGAUAAUAAUAAGGAUAAUAAAAAACGUAAAACUGUGUGAAUACUUCAAUUGUGAUGUCAUAUUCUAAUUUGUCAUUCGAUGCAUUGUUUGACAGUUUCGUAUCAUUUUGUAUUUCGCUAUUGAUGACUUUGUGAGUAUCACGUUCUGAAUCGAAUGAAUGAUGUGAAGAAUACUUUAUCUUUGACAAGUGUUAGAGAGAAUAAUAACUACUUGUCUUUUUUGGACUUAUUGAUCGGUUGACAGCAAGUUGAGUCAAUAAAACGAUCUAUCUAUCUAUCUAUCGAAAGGCUACAUGGACACGACAGUACUUAAAAUAUCACAGUGUCUUCCCGGUCCAACACAAACGAGGUUUAGUGAGAUGCCUAUUGGAUGGGAUUCAACGAAUAUGCACAGCCGAUAAGUUGGAAGAAGAGAUAAGAUUACUGAUGGAGGCGUUAAUUCAGGGC
Molecule: messenger RNA, 1847 nt
Organism: Heterobilharzia americana
Lineage: Eukaryota; Metazoa; Platyhelminthes; Trematoda; Strigeidida; Schistosomatidae
Source: the annotation of a GenBank genome assembly